CGUCAUCAAUCCGCGCCACGACUUUUCCCAGCGAGAUGAUACGCGUAUACACGCGAAUUAAAUUGACAGUUCUUUGACAGUUUUAGUGAAUUAAAAAAAACAUGACUGCGGCUAUAACUCGCUGUAUCGGUAGGAUUUUAUCUCGGCAGACCGCUCCGAUAAGUGGUCUGGCAGAAAAUGGUGGCAUUCACAGUCCUUGGUUUACUGCAGCGAUGACACUAAGGACGUCUGCUCCACUCAAUGCGGAGCCCAAAAAGAAGAAGAAAGUGGAUCCCAGAAGAGAGACGAUGAUGAGGGAAAGGCUAAAGAAGAGGUUGAAAAAGUUGGAGAAGGUUCCGCCAGAGCUGAUCCCAAUCGAGGACUUAAUCACUCCAGCCAAAUGUUUGGAUGAGACCAGGGUCCGCUCCGCUCCCAGGCUGUCAUUUGAAGAAAGUGAAGACCGAGCUCUGUUGCUGAAGGAGUGGUCCCGAUACAAACAUGAGCAGCACUUGGCUGAGAUGGACGCCAUCGAGCUUGCCCUCAAAGCCCAGAAGGAGGCACUGGAUGAGCUUAAGGCAGAAUCAGAAGAGCUUUACCAGGCAGCGCUGAAACCAGACCCCCUCUUGUUCCCUUUCUCCCACGAGGGCCCCUCUUCCACACCACCAAUCAGCAGUUAUGAAGCGCCCGAUGGGAAGUACACCGACGUCACAAAAGUCUACACGCAGUGAUGAGCGGUUUGACUUUGUAUGUAUAUUAUGUAUAAAGGCCUGAAGCAUCAAAACAGCAAAAAAGACUAACCUGAGUUAAAUUCCCAA
Molecule: messenger RNA, 794 nt
Organism: Syngnathus acus (greater pipefish)
Lineage: Eukaryota; Metazoa; Chordata; Actinopteri; Syngnathiformes; Syngnathidae
Gene: mrpl40
Product: mitochondrial ribosomal protein L40
Exons: 6
Coding region: 102-707 (201 amino acids)
Cellular component (GO): mitochondrial ribosome; mitochondrial large ribosomal subunit
Source: RefSeq, a predicted model, not a curated record